CAACGUCGCAUUUCUAGCUGCGAAUUCGUCAACAUAUAGUCCACGUACCCCAUCGGAUUAUCUUGUGCCCAACCACCAGCGGACCCAGCUAAUCAAGCCGCCAGUGCAUAUUUAGGGUGAGCAGAGCGGCGUGUCUUGUGAUCCUCACACAGAGGCCAGCUCCAGCCUCCAGCUCGAUCGACCGCCAUGACGAACGGGUACCUGUUCCGGGAGUACCUCGGCGCGCAGUCCACGGGCGUCCGGUUCUCCGACGUGCCCGUCAACCCCGGCGUCAGCUUCCACUAUAUCCUCGCCUUCGCCAUCGACUACACGCCGGUGGCCCAGCAGCCCACGCCGGCGCCGACCAACGGCGUUUUCAGCGCGUUCUGGGACACGGCGAACCUCUCCCGCGCCGACGUGGCCGCCAUCAAGGCCGCGCACCCGAACGUGAGCGUCAUGGCCGGCCUCGGCGGCGACAGCGUGCUGGACAUCGUCAAGGUCUCCUUCGCGCCCACCUCCGUGGACUCGUGGGUGGCCAACGCCGUGGCGUCGCUCUCGCGCCUCAUCAACGAGUACGGCCUCGACGGGGUGGACGUCGACUACGAGCGCUUCGCCGCCGGCGUCUCCGUCGACACCUUCGUGGAGUGCGUCGGCCGGCUGCUCACCCGGCUCAAGGCCGCCUUCCCCAACAUCACCACCUCCAUCGCGCCCUUCGAGGACGACACCGUGCAGAGGUACUACCGGGCGUUGUGGAGCAAGUACUCCCGGGUCAUCGACUACGUCAACUUCCAGUUCUACGGCUACGGCGCCAACACCGACGUCCCGACCUACGUCAUGUUCUACGACCGCCAGACGGGCUUCUACCCCGGCGCCAAGGUGCUCGCCAGCCUGCAGACCGGCAAGACCACCGAGGAGCUCGGCCUGCUCUCGCCGGACCAGGGCAUCGCCGCCGCCAAGGAGCUGCUGCGGCAGAACAAGCUGCCGGGCUUCUUCAUCUGGUCCGCGGACAGCUCCAAGCAGAGCACCUACAAGUUUACCUAUGAGACCAGGGCGCAGGAGAUCGUCGCCAACCAUUGAUCUCCGAACGGACGGUAUACACCGGUAUACACCGUACUACUACUAUCAAUAAGAGUUAUUAGGCUUGCCAAGAGCCGUAGAAUAAGUGCGCGCGUGCAAUCUUUAAAUCAUUCAUACUUGUUUGCAAAACUACUGUAUGAGAGUGGUGUGACGACCGUAAGAAUAAAGUGGAUGGUUCUGGAA
Molecule: messenger RNA, 1239 nt
Organism: Aegilops tauschii subsp. strangulata
Lineage: Eukaryota; Viridiplantae; Streptophyta; Magnoliopsida; Poales; Poaceae
Product: chitinase 1
Biological process (GO): carbohydrate metabolic process
Molecular function (GO): hydrolase activity, hydrolyzing O-glycosyl compounds
Source: RefSeq, a predicted model, not a curated record